Messenger RNA from Exophiala bonariae, 2079 nucleotides. RefSeq lists its product as uncharacterized. Gene Ontology annotation, cellular component: nucleus. The coding region runs from base 1 to 2079 and encodes 692 amino acids. Gene Ontology annotation, biological process: DNA-templated transcription; positive regulation of transcription from RNA polymerase II promoter by galactose. The transcript is spliced from 3 exons. The record is from RefSeq and is a predicted model, not a curated record. Gene Ontology annotation, molecular function: RNA polymerase II cis-regulatory region sequence-specific DNA binding; zinc ion binding; DNA-binding transcription factor activity, RNA polymerase II-specific. NCBI's taxonomy places the organism in Eukaryota, Fungi, Ascomycota, Eurotiomycetes, Chaetothyriales, Herpotrichiellaceae.
AUGGAACCUCUUCGGCCUAUAGCUCCAGACCUGACACGAGGUGCUGUGGGAAAUCUAGGGCCUAUCCAAAAGCCCAAGAUUGCCCCAAAAAGGAAAACUGAACAAGCAUGUACUAAUUGUCGUAAACUUCGGCGAAAGUGCGAUGGGGCAAGUCCUGCCUGCCAGACCUGCUUAGAAAAUGGUCUAAAAUGUGGUUAUGAAGGCUAUGUUCGACCACCAGAACGAUUGACACUUGCCCGGGCAGUCAGGAGAAUAGCUAAGCUUGAAGAGCGCCUUCGGCUCUAUGAAGGGCUUGGACUGAACCGGACCUCUGCACAUGUGAUCCAGACUUUCGAAGGCGCUAGUCCACAAGAUGUAGAGGAACAGAGUGCAACGCUACCUGAAGAAGACGAUAUGGAUCAAGUACUUCGAGGUGUCAACCGUUUGACCAUAUCUAAAAAUCCAGAGUUCUACGGGGGAUCGUCUCUAAAUGCCAUCAUAAACGACGUAGAGGCGUCCGAAGAAGCAGAACCAUCACAAAACCCGGAAGACGCAUUAGUGUCAGCCGAUAACCACCUAUGGUCGGCUGAGGCGGACGAAUUGCGCUUCGCAGACAUGACAGAUUGGUUUCUGCCAUUGAAGCAAACUGCCGAUUGGUACGUAAAGACUUACUUCCGGACCUCACAUAACAUUUACCCUGUUGUGGAAAGACGGUCUUUCAUGCGGCGUUAUGAUGACUUCUGGUUGGGUCUUUCCACUGAAGGACACAUCUGGGUUGGAAUUAUGUACAUGGUCCUUGCAUUGGGCCAUCAAUCCAGUUUGGUCGACCCAGAUUCUACUACCAGAUAUCAAGCUCUCCAACGCACAGAUGGCGAGAUGUGUUUUCUGAUGGCAAGAUCAACAUUUGCCGACGUUCCCUUUCGUGGUGGCGACAUUUCUGCAGCCGUUAGCAUGUUCUUAGGCUUUGUAUGGCUCUACAAUCAACAGCGAUUUCACGAAUCGUACGCUAUUUUAGGUGCCGCGACCCGUGUUGGUUAUGCUAUCGGGCUGCAUCGAAAAACCAUUCAGGAGAAGAAUGAGGAACUUUCAGCUGUCAAGACGUUGUGGUGGAGUCUUUUCAUCUAUGAGACUGAGUUGGCAACGUGGUCAGGAAGACCCUGCGCUAUCCAGCCACACGAAAUGGACGUACAGCCAUUUACUCUUGAAACGUCGCCUGCCAGCCUGCAGUACAUUGAGGCCAUGCGACAAUUUUCCCACCUGACAUGGGACGCUUACGAGAAGGUCUAUGGUCUUCCCUUCAAAUACGCCACCCCAGAACAUCGAAUCGAGGCCCUGCGAACCCAUGAUCAAGGAUUUGAGACAUGGUACGAUAUGUGGGUACGUUCAGAUUUGUGGUCUCGAGAGCCAUACGGUCUGAUCCUCAGACUUCGUUACGGAAACAUACGGAUCCUGUUGUAUCGCGCCUUCCUCAAUUUGACCAUACUGAGGGUGAAGAAGAGGAAAGAAGUUCGAGACGAAUUGGUCUCGGUGGCGGCAACUUGCGUCCAGCUGGCGUUAUCAUUCGUCAAAACAACAACUGAAUCUGUCCAUGUUACAAGUAGCGGUAUAAUUCAAGCUGCCCUCUUUCAUGUUAUCGGGUACCUAUGGAAUGCUACGAUAACACUGCUCUUGUAUGCGAAGAACAAGUCAGCACAUGCGAUGCUUUCUGAGAAGGGGAUUCACUAUGAAGAUACAAUGAAGCACGUAAAGCUCGCGAUGGAUUUCUUCGACGUCCAUAAGUAUGGAUCUUCUACUGCACAGUCUGCAGUCUUGAAGACCGCGCGUCUUAUUGAUAAAAUUCAAGACAAUCACCAGCGCCCUCAGAGUAGCUCUCCGGAUUCAUCCAAUAACAUCGAUAUGUCAUUUGAGCCUUCAGAUCAACCAUUAGACUUCCUGUCACAAAUGAGUGAUCCUGGGCUCAUCUUUGCGGACCACUCCCUCCCGAAUAUUUUCUCACUCAGUCCGGACUCCACUUUGACACCAGAUGAGAAUCAACCAGCACUCGCAGGCGAAUGGAGGAAUGAAAACGAACACCUAAAUUUCUAUGGUUCUUUCGGGUGA